Messenger RNA from Dendrobium catenatum, 1243 nucleotides. RefSeq names its product NADPH-dependent aldo-keto reductase, chloroplastic-like. The transcript is spliced from 6 exons. Lineage: Eukaryota; Viridiplantae; Streptophyta; Magnoliopsida; Asparagales; Orchidaceae. The coding region runs from base 104 to 1036 and encodes 310 amino acids. Gene Ontology annotation, molecular function: aldose reductase (NADPH) activity. Gene Ontology annotation, cellular component: cytosol. The record is from RefSeq and is a predicted model, not a curated record.
AAUUAUUAUGUGCCACUUACAAGUCAAGAAGUAGAAAAGUAGAAACACAGAGGCCGCGGGAGAGGCGAGCAGAGGGUCACGUAAUAAGAGAGGAAAUAUCAAAAUGGCCAGGUUUUUCAGUCUCAACACCGGUGCCCAGAUACCCUCAGUAGCGCUUGGGACAUGGCAGGCCGACCCCGGAGUGGUCGGAGAAGCCGUCACCUCUGCCAUCAAGACUGGCUAUAGGCAUAUAGACACUGCUCGGAUUUACGGAAAUGAGAAAGAGAUUGGGUUGUAUUUGAAGAAGCUGUUUGCUGAUGGUGUUGUAAAGCGUGAAGAUUUGUUUAUAACAUCAAAGCUCUGGUGCGAUAGCCAUGCUCCAGAAGAUGUAGAAGAGGAGCUAAAUUUAACUUUGAAAGAUCUACAGCUCGAUUAUGUGGAUCUUUACCUGAUACACUGGCCAUUCCGACUCCAGAAGGGAACAAACUUAAGACCUGAAAAUCUUAUCCAACCUGAUAUACCUAGCACAUGGAGUGCAAUGGAAAAGCUCUAUGAUUCUGGAAAGGCUCGUGCUAUUGGUGUGAGCAAUUUUUCCACCAAGAAGUUGGAGGAUUUGCUGAGCAUUGCACGUAUUCCACCUGCUGUAAACCAGGUGGAAUGCCAUCCUGUCUGGCAACAAGCCAAGCUUCGUUCCUUCUGUCAAUCCAACGGAGUUCACCUCUCAGGAUAUUCUCCGCUAGGUUCUUCCGGGUCAAAGUGGGUAAAAGGGAAUGUCCUUGCAAACUCUGUUCUUACCGAGACUGCAGAGAAAUUGGGAAAGACUGCUGCGCAAGUAGCUCUUCGUUGGGGAAUCCAAGUUGGUAACAGUGUACUGCCGAGGAGCACCAAAGAAUCUAGAAUACGAGAAAACUUUGACGUGUUCGAUUGGUCCAUACCUGAUGAUCUGUUUGCAAAGUUCUCCACCAUUCAACAGGAAAAGCUAAUCAGAGGAGAUUUCUUUGUUAGCGCUCAAGGCUUAUAUAAAAGUGUGGAGGAGAUUUGGGAUGGGGAUAUUUGAUUAUGCGAGAUUAUCGUUUUCCGGCUGUAAUUUUGCUUUAUAACAAUAUUCGUGGCAGUCGCAUUAUUCCUCUUUUCUGUCUUCGAUUUCUAAAUAAUUUGGCAUUGGUGCAAAUGCUCCCUGUUUUAAAUCAAAAGAAAAUAUUAUGUGAUUGGUAUUUUACUGCUUCACAGCUUUUGCAUGACGGUUGAGGUGCAUAUCCAAGCA